UGUAUGCCUGCGAAUCAUAGACCUUAGGUUUCAUACUUCAGUGCUGCUAACGUAUUUAACUUCAUCUUUGCCCGAGAUUAUAAAAUUGAAUACGUCACGUAACUUGACGUUUGACGUCGCUAUGAUAGUUACAUCACUAGCAGUUAUCUUCGAAAGGUCGGGAGGGUCAGGUGGAAAUAGUUCAAAUAUACACGUAUAUACACGUUAAACAAACAACGAAAAUGUUCUCCCGCGCCCUAAAACCUGCCGCCCUUGCUGUACAAAAUGGUGCAAAGAACUUUUCCACCACAUCACAGAGGAACUUUAAAGUGGUGGUCGCUGGUGCCGCCGGUGGUAUCGGCCAGCCUUUGGCCCUUCUACUGAAGCAGAAUCCUCUGGUGACCAGGCUGGCUUUAUACGACAUAGCGCCUGUGACCCCCGGCGUCGCAGCCGACCUUUCCCACAUGAACACCCCAGCCAAGGUCAGCGGCCACAAGGGACCUGAGGAGCUAUCAGCAGCCAUCAAAGAUGCUGAUGUUGUAGUCAUCCCAGCAGGAGUACCCCGUAAACCGGGAAUGACCCGUGAUGACCUAUUCAACACUAAUGCUUCCAUUGUCCGUGACAUUGCUUUGUCCAUUGCUCAGAAUGCACCCAAAGCUAUUGUGGCCAUCAUCACAAACCCUGUUAACUCUACAGUGCCUAUUGCCUCUGAAGUGCUCAAGAAGGCGGGAGUGUACGACCCGAACCGCGUGCUCGGCGUCACCACUCUGGACGUAGUCCGCGCUGCCACCUUCGUCGGCGAGAUCAAUGGCGUGGACCCGACCUCCGUCGCCGUCCCCGUCAUCGGCGGUCACUCCGGCAUCACCAUCAUCCCCAUCCUGUCCCAGUGCCAGCCGGCCCUCAAGCUGAGUGACCCGGCCAAGAUCAAGGCGCUCACCGAAAGGAUCCAGGAGGCUGGUACCGAAGUUGUGAAGGCGAAGGCCGGCGGCGGCUCCGCGACCCUCUCCAUGGCGUACGCCGGCGCGCGGCUCACGGCCUCCGUGCUCAGGGGACUGAAGGGCGAGUCCAACGUGGUGGAGUGCGCCUACGUCAAAUCGAGCCUCACGGAGGCCACGUACUUCGCCAGCCCCGUGGUGCUCGGCAAGAGCGGCGUCGAGAAGGUCCUCGGCUACGGGACCCUCAACGAAUUCGAGCAGCAACUCCUGAAGGCGGCCCUCCCUGAACUCGCCAAGAACAUCAAGACCGGCGAGGACUUCGCCAAGAAGUAAACGAAUAAAUAAAACAAAAUGAAACAUUAUAAACUGACCGACUUGUAAAAAAAACGGUGAAUGAAGUGAAACUUCUUGUUCGAUGUGUACAGAGUAUUGUGGUUUUCUUCAUUUUUUUCAUUCUUAAAUUUAGAUUGCUCUUGUAAUAGGGAAUUGCUGUGUAUAAGAGACGCGACAUCUUCAACAUUUAUAUUACACUAGCGACCCGCCCUCGCUUCGCUUCGGAAACAUUAAAACACACAUGAAACCAAAAAAAUAAUUAAAAAAAGUAGCCUAUGUUCGUCAGGGACAAUGUCGGCUUCUAAUGGAAAAAUAAUUGUUCAAAUCGGUCCAGUAGUUUCGGAGCCUAUUCGAAACAGACAAACAAACAAAUCUUUCCUCUUUAUAAUAUUAGUAUAGAUAAAUUUUAAAUUAUAGAUAAACAAAUAAUAUAUAUUUUUAGGACGCUUCUCGUUGCUAACGCUCGCGCUGGACUGUAGCUACGCGCAUGCGCACGAGUGCCGCGCAUUCCCUCUCGCUCUGUCUCUUUCUAUUCCCCCUCCACAGGAGCGUUAAACGUUUAACUCAACCUUGUUGGAAGUCGCAUUAGAAGUUUCACUUCAAAAAUGAGUGUGUUCAAAAUUUUGUUAAGUUCAAUUAUACAUAUACAUGUUUGUCAGUUUAUUAUGUUUAUCUUAUGCGAGUGGACGAGGACUUGUGCACAGUACUAAAGUCUUACAAAAAUGUAUGACAGUAGCGUCUAUAUUGAUAGUAGACAAAACUGUCUGUGUUGAUGUAGACGUGUGGACAGUUCAACGUGCCCUGUCCGGUCUGGUAGCGGCGGUUAGGUGAAAAUGUUAUUUUCACAUUAAAUAUUCAAAUAUACGUAUGUUAUUUACUUCACGUAAUAGUCAAUUUUUAUUUAUUUUUUAGUAAAUUCAAAUAUAAUAAAUACCCUAUGGAAGAAAUGUAGACAGUAAUACGAUUAUUACAUUGUAUAUACAUCACAUUUUUCAGAACGUUUCCGUUUUGUUUUUGUAUACGAAAUGUGAGUUGAAUAAAAAUAUGACAAGAGUAUUUUUGAAACUAUGUAGAUUUAUUGAACCUUACCAAAGUUACCGUCAGUGUGUUUGUAUGUACAUAUUUGUUCGCGGUUUGUGUGAAAAUAAAAUUAUUAUAUAGUU
This is a messenger RNA of Bombyx mori (domestic silkworm), 2410 nucleotides long. It is a transcript of the gene Mdh2, whose product is annotated as malate dehydrogenase, mitochondrial. Gene Ontology annotation, biological process: tricarboxylic acid cycle; malate metabolic process. Gene Ontology annotation, cellular component: cytoplasm; mitochondrion. Gene Ontology annotation, molecular function: L-malate dehydrogenase (NAD+) activity. NCBI's taxonomy places the organism in Eukaryota, Metazoa, Arthropoda, Insecta, Lepidoptera, Bombycidae. The transcript has 6 exons. The coding region runs from base 222 to 1247 and encodes 341 amino acids. The record is from RefSeq and is a predicted model, not a curated record.